UACCCACAAAGUUUAACAAUGUUGAUAACUUUGCACGAUAGACGCGUCUCUUUUACUUCACCAUUAUUUUGCGAUAUACUUAUUUAAAAUCUAUUUCGUACUUUGAAUAUGUGAAAAAUGACUGACACUAAAGAUGAAGAAUGUUCGGGAAAAUUAGUUAAACUUACACUUGUUGGUGAACCUUUGACUGGAAAGAGUAGUAUAUGUAACCGAUACUUGGGCGGCUGCGGCGUGUCGUUCGGCAGCACGCAGGGCGCGGAGGUCAGCGCGGCCCAGUGGGUAGGUGCGCGCCCUCCCACCCCUCUACAAAUAUGUGACGUGGCGGGCGCUGCACGGGUCACUAAUAUGCUGCCCAAUUACUUAUACGCUUCUGAUAUUGUAAUAUUCGUGUACGAUUUGACAAACUUACAAAGUUUCGAUAAACUGGAUGUUUGGAUGAAAACAAUAAAAGAUAUCUUCGAAUCUGAACCGAGGAAACCUCUGAUGGCUUUGUUUGGUAACAAGUCAGAUUUGGAGCACCAGAGGGCGGUGAGGUUAUCCUGCGUACAAAAGUUCUCAUCAGAACAUCUAUUGGAAAACUUUAAAGGAUCGGCGAGAACUGGGGAAAUGGUUAACACAGCAUUUUCAAAGUUGAUUUCACGAGUGCUGGGUGUCAAAAUGCCUAUCGAGAUAGUGGCUCACCGGAAAUCAACAGACACUCAAAUAUCGGAACAAUUGAAUAUACAACCCGUAGAAGACACCAAUAACACUUUAAUUAUGAACAGAAAAAUGUUAAGGAAAAUACAGAGAAAAGCUUCAUCGUCCGUUUGUUGCGUUCAAUAAUCUAAUUAAGCACAUUUUCCAAAUAAUUUGUGCCCGCUUUGAUUUUAUUUAUUUUUAUUAUACUUGCGAUAA
Messenger RNA from Pararge aegeria (speckled wood butterfly), 894 nucleotides. RefSeq names its product ras-related protein Rab-28-like (gene RfC3). NCBI's taxonomy places the organism in Eukaryota, Metazoa, Arthropoda, Insecta, Lepidoptera, Nymphalidae. The record is from RefSeq and is a predicted model, not a curated record. The transcript is spliced from 4 exons. Gene Ontology annotation, molecular function: GTP binding; GTPase activity. The coding region runs from base 118 to 822 and encodes 234 amino acids. Gene Ontology annotation, cellular component: Golgi apparatus; endosome.